Penicillium brevicompactum is the source of this 2076-nucleotide messenger RNA. Its product is annotated as Zn(II)2Cys6 transcription factor. The annotation marks the transcript as partial. The transcript is spliced from 5 exons. Gene Ontology annotation, molecular function: RNA polymerase II cis-regulatory region sequence-specific DNA binding; zinc ion binding; DNA-binding transcription factor activity, RNA polymerase II-specific. The record is from RefSeq and is a predicted model, not a curated record. Gene Ontology annotation, biological process: DNA-templated transcription; positive regulation of transcription from RNA polymerase II promoter by galactose. Gene Ontology annotation, cellular component: nucleus. NCBI's taxonomy places the organism in Eukaryota, Fungi, Ascomycota, Eurotiomycetes, Eurotiales, Aspergillaceae.
AUCUGCGGGGAUGUUGACCCCCGGACUUUCGGAUUCCACGUUUCAAGCAUGGCGCGCCCCAAGGUACAUCCAGAUAAUCGCUUACGGGCUAAUACAGCAUGUACAGCCUGUCGAAAAUCGAAAAAGCGAUGCAGCGGCUACUUCCCCUGCAGCAACUGCCUGCACAAAGGACGUGGCGGCUCAUGUAUUCCAUUCAAAUCCUUUCCAGGGUCCCGCAGCCGCCCAACAGCCUCCCGACCGACAUCUUCGGCGUGGGGCGAGUCAAGGAUAGGCUUGCAAAGCCCCUUGAGACCUCAGACCCAUGAUGCAGCGACACCUGAUCUCGAUGUCGUCACGCCAGAGGCUGAAUCGCAUUCGCCUGAAGCCACGCAUCGAACACAUCCGCGGAUGCUCCGCAACCUGCAAGGCGACCGAGUCUACGUCGGCAAAGCCGCCUCACUGUCGUUUCUACAACUGCUUCGGGACACUGUGACCCAGCAUAUUGGCCCCUCACAAUUCUCCCAAAGAAGUGAGGACAUGCUGGAGACAGAAGCACAACAUGGUCCUCUGAAUUUCUCACAAGAAUGGUGUAAUGCCGAAGAAAAGCGCCAGUUUCUUCAAAAUUAUGAAGCGGCGACAAGUGGCUUCCUCAACUUGGGAUGUAGAGACAUUACAUUUGCAUCCCUAGUAGAACAAGAAGAUCCCAAAUCCGAUCGGGAAAAGACCAGAGCAGCUAUAGUUGAUCUGAUGGUGGCUAUUGGGGCCCAGUCGCGCCCGAAUGACCCAGAAGCUCUUCAAACAGAAAGAUUUUACUUUGCUCGAGGGCAGCAGAGAGCCUUCGCAAACUUUCUGGAAGAUCCUAGUAUGGACGUGGUGCGCGUUUUUGUUCUGAUGUCGUUCUACAUGCUCGGGGCAUGUCGCCGCAAUGCAGCCUUCAUGUACCUGGGUGUGGCAUCGCGUGCAGCCGUGGCUCUGGGUCUACAUGAGGACUCCCCAGGAUCGACGAGUCGGGAUGACAAUGAUCAAAGGCCAAAAUUAUGGAUGAGUCUUUGUGUACUUGACUUACUUGUCAGCUCUAUCCUUGGGAGACCAUCGGCGAUUUCGCCUCUCUUGACUGGGAAUCGGGAGGAAUCCCUAUGGAUAGAGACAAACCUACCAGAAUCCGGCCUGGUAGCUUCAUUCCAUUUGUCGCUAAUACUCGACGAGAUUGUCGUUCGUCUCUACGGAGAAAGAGCUGCAUCGGCUGAGACUGCAGACGCUCUAUUAGGCAAACUGAACAGCUGGAGUGAAUCUCUACCCCAGUCGCUUAGGAGUUCUUCUUUAGAGCACGAGAAUGAAAGUAUUGUUCGGAACCACACACUCGGCAAUAUGCACGUCGCCUGUUCAUAUCAUUUCGCGGUGAUCUUAGUUACUCGCCCUUUCCUCAUAUCAGCAUUGAGUGUUCGGCUGGCCCGAUUGCACCACAGCCUUUCAACAAACGAGCCCGGGGAGGCACCGGAAGAGGAUCCGGCCCACUCGCGACUGGCGGCUGCAUGCAUUGAUUCGGCAGUAUACAUGGUACAAACAUGCACAGAAGUUUACGAUUCGGGACUCAUGCUUCGAAAUAUGUGUAUUCUCAAGGCCUUCAUAUUUGCGGCCGCGCUUGUUCUCGGGUUUUCAAUGUUCGCACACCGUGAUAUUGAUUCGGAAAUUGACCAAGCUUUCCGUGGUGCUAUGACCAUCCUGCGCAUGCUGGCAUCGCAGUCUGCUCAAGCGGCGCAUUACCUUGAUAUAACAAUCAUGUUAGAGUCCGCCAUCAACCAGCAGCGCCAGCGACUCGCUGCUCAAGCCCGACAGCGGCGGAGCCAGUAUGUCAGCAGGAUCUUCAGCCUCAAUGGGAAUCCAGCAACUCCGCGGACACAAAACGAUGGUGAUGAACAGCCGAACAGUACUACCCCAUUGACACAAAGUAUCCCAUCAUAUUCAUGGUUGCAGUCGGAUGACGGGAUAGGUACUGUCACACCACCCAUGAUUGACGGGACUUUAUUUGACUGGGAAGGUAUGGAUCUACCGCUAUGGGAUAGUUUCCCAUUUCUUACCGAGUCAUCCACCAUUUAA